CACGUUUCACAGUGCUGUUGUUGCUACCACAACGUAUAUGAGUGCGUCUGCCGGUCCGUCUAGUGCAUCGAAAAGUCGGCGCCCAUCGUCGCCUGUCAAACUACAAAAACCGUCGGGCAUUGUCAGUCCGUCCAAAGCGCUUAGCCCUCGACUCAGCUCGCCGUCCCCAGUAAAACGGCCUGGGUUCGGCAGCUCUACCGUCAAACCAUGCCUCUCCCCCCGGCCCUCCUCCUCCACCCCAGCGCCUCCCAAGACUCUAGCGACCAAAAAAGCAAAUAAGGUUGCAGAAUGCAAACCAAGCCUUGUUCCUCCACCGCCUGGGCCCACCUCAAUUCAUACGUCGUCCCCGCAAAGGAACAUAGACACAAACAUCCCCCCGCCACAAGGCGGCAUCAAGAAGCCAACGAUAACGCCUCCGCACUACCUUCAAACCACCAGGGCAUCCAUAGUCCAUAGCACUCAGCCCAAGGAAGGGAAAGCAUCGGGGUUGAAGAAACCAUCUCCGUCCAAGCUCUCAAGCGCUCCAGCCUCGUCGUCCCCUCGUCCCAUCGAUGCCACCGUCUUGACUUUGCAAGCCACGUUGUCCGAGCACAUUUCGCAGCAAACGUGCGACUUGCAGGCCCAACUCGAUGGUGCCAACACCGAGUGUUCGGCGCUUACAAUCAAACUGGACAACGCCCUCCUCGCCGUCCAAGAGCUAGAAGAUCAAAUGACCCAAAAAGACGUGGCCAUCGCGGAUUUGACGAAAGCGUGCGCCCGAUACAAGUCGGACUGUGAAUCGUUUGCCGCCAAAGCCCUCGAGUGGAAACAAAAGCACGACGACGCGAUGGCAGGGCAUGCCGCCCAAGGCCGAAGGGUGGCGGCCGCCAAGACUCGUGCGUUGGAGAAGCGCAUGACAUACGUUGCGGAAGAGAUGGCGAAUUCGGGGGACCGUGCAGGAAUGACCAUGGACUACUCCAUCUACGUCGUGCCCGAAGGGGAUGAGGACGAAGCCAACGUUGAACGGUGCGAAUCAAUCCUGUCCAACCUCCAGAAAGAGCUCAAGAAGUUCCAAGACCAACUCAAGGGCGAAAGCUUGUUGCAAGACGAGGUGGUGCACUGGAAGGCAAGUGCCGUGGCGGCGCAGCGGCAAGUCGACGACAUGACGUCCAAGUUGAACGAGGUGUCGAAAAGCCACAGCGAAGUGUCGGUCGAUGCAGGGGAGACAGCCGCGCUCUUGGAAGAAACCGUGGCCGACCUCGCUGCGCAGACCCACGCGUUCGACCGGCAGUGCAUGGUGGGUGAAGACACCACGGAGAAACUUCGUUGUCUGGUCCUCGUGGUGGACAAACUUCGCUUUGACAAGCAAUUGCUCGCAGAACGAUACGGGGCGUUGCAAACGGCCCAGUUGGAAUCGCAGCAACGUCUGGACGAACUGGACGAAACGAAGGCCCGGAUGAAAGAGAAAACGGUGUCGCUCAAGGCGAAGUUGGCAGAAGCCACCAGUGACCAGCGACGACGCAAUUCCGAGGACUUAGGCAAUUUGGAUCUCUCCAUCGCCCACGCGGCGCUCCAAACCGAGUGCAUACGGCUGCAGAAAACUACCGAAGAGCAGCACUGGUUCACGUCGUCACAAGCGUUGGCUAUCGACGUGCUCCGAGGUCAACUCGAUCACGCGCUGAAUGCCUUUCACAUUCUGGACACGGAACAGAAGCAACCCGUGACGUGUCCCAGCCCAACUCGGCAGUUUGGUUCGUUGCAAUUUGCCUUGUACGAGACUGCCAUCCAAGCAUACAUGGAUGAAAUCAAAGUCCUGCGCGACGAGAAGCGAGUAGCAGCUGAAUCCGACGAUGAAGAAAAACAAGGAGCCACCAAGAUGACCGCAGAGUUCGUGGAGUGGACACGAGAACGGCAAACGUUGCUCGAACAAGUUGAAACGCUGACCCAGCAAGGUGUAGACACCAGAGCGCAAGUGAAAGCCCACGUAGCGCUAGUUGUCGACUUGGAAGGCCAACUAACUAGUCAACGUCAAGAAUUCGAGGCGGUUCAAAGGGCACUGGAAGUGGAAACCCUCAAAAGCGAGACCACCAAGGCGCAGUUGGUGACGACGACGAGCUUAACGCACGAACUAGCCGCCCAAGUGAAGCAAUUCCCGGGUCGCGAGGAGAAAUUCCGGUCGGUGAUCUCCCAGCUCCAAGCGCAAGAGACUGCAAAUGAGUCGAAAGUGGCCGAACUCGAAAGCACUGUGGACACAUUGACACAAACGGUGCUUGUAUUGCAAGGGGAGGCGGAGGCGUCACUGGGCGAGAUCUCGGCGCUGUUGGCGCAACAAAAAUCCAUGCACGCAGCCCUCGCCCAGCGCAACGUGGAAGCCACUACGUUGCAGGACCAGGUGCAAUCGCUGCAAACCGGUACCACGCGGCUGCAAACCAUCAUGGAGCAGGACAAGGAAGAUUUGAUCGACGGGUACGUCGAAGAAGUCAAACACCUUCAGAAACGCGUGCUCGGCUUGACCAAGCGCUGCGAAGACAGCUCGAGCCUGCUCGAGUCCAUGCAAUCCGAGCGCGACGCUGCAUUAACCAAGCUAAGGGCGAUGGAAGCCACGACAAAAACAACCAAUGCCGAGAAUCAAGGGGAUAAAAGCGCCCUGCAAGUACAGCUUGACGCUUUGGAACGGGCGGUGGAGGCCAAGACCAAAGAGGUCGGCCAAUGGCAGCAGAAAGCCGCCGAGCUAGACGGGAUUGUGGCCCAGUUGCAAGCGGAAAAAGCGCAAUACAAGACUGAAGUGCAUGCAAUUGAAGCGAUUUUGCAUGAAAACAGCCCCCUUCAACUGACCGUCGACGCCCUUCAAAACACCGCCAAGACAUCAAAGUCCCCGAAGUCCCCCUCCAAACAUGGCAAGAACCACAUUCCAUCGAACGGGAGCCCCCACGCAAAGGAAGAAUUGAAGAAACUUCGACAGCGAGUCAAGGAGCUCGAGCUCGAGAAGGAAUUGCUCGUGGCUGAAGUGGAGCAAGCCAAGCUUUCAAAAGCCAAGGACAGCAACGUGGCUUUCUAUGUCGCCCAAGUCGACGGGCUCGAAGAAAAACUGUCCGAGCAGACGGCUAUGUACUUAGCCAGUGUCAAGCAAGCGCAGGUCGAGUACAAGGACCUCGAAGCGCAGUACCAAGCCAAGAUCCGCCACUUGGAAAUGGAGCUCCACUUGGAUGAAGCGCGUAUUGAAGCGCUUGAAGGGCGACUGGCGGAAACGCUGAGCAGCCGCAGUGUCACACAGUCGUCGCCGAUGCGACGAGGGAGCGGCAGACGUUGAUUGACCUGUUGUUUUGUGCUGGUUACCACUUGAAUAUUAUGAUGUAUCAUCACA
Aphanomyces astaci is the source of this 3343-nucleotide messenger RNA. RefSeq lists its product as hypothetical. The record is from RefSeq and is a predicted model, not a curated record. The coding region runs from base 38 to 3289 and encodes 1083 amino acids. NCBI's taxonomy places the organism in Eukaryota, Oomycota, Saprolegniomycetes, Saprolegniales, Verrucalvaceae. The transcript is spliced from 2 exons.